Messenger RNA from Ananas comosus (pineapple), 1576 nucleotides. Its product is annotated as short integuments 2, mitochondrial. NCBI's taxonomy places the organism in Eukaryota, Viridiplantae, Streptophyta, Magnoliopsida, Poales, Bromeliaceae. Bases 201 to 1337 code for a protein of 378 amino acids. The record is from RefSeq and is a predicted model, not a curated record. Gene Ontology annotation, molecular function: GTP binding; GTPase activity. The transcript has 8 exons. Gene Ontology annotation, cellular component: mitochondrion.
AUAGUCUUGGUUAGGUCGGGCUCAGUCUAACCACGGAGCUCGAGCUGCCUGCGAUCGGCCCGGUCCGUAGGUACACGCCGCGGUCAGCCGAGCCCCCCCCCCCAAUUCUGGCGAAGGCAGCCGCGAAAAUUAGAAAGACAGAAAGCAGACUAGUAGUAGUCUUCCGGCAGUCUGCCGAACGGGGGGCAGGAGGGGAGGGGAUGGCGGUGGGGGGUGGUUUGUCAUCAAAGUGGAGGGCGGGGAAGCGGGUGGCGGAGAUGGGCUUCAACGCCGGCGGCGGCGCCGUCAACUGGUUCCCCGGCCACAUGGCCGCCGCCGCCCGCGCCAUCCGCCACCGCCUCAAGCUCGCCGACCUCGUCAUCGAAGUCCGCGACGCCCGCAUCCCAUUGUCAUCUGCGAAUGGCGAACUUCAAUGUUUGCUUGCAUCUAAGAGGCGUGUGAUUGCGCUAAACAAGAAGGAUCUGGCAAAUCCGAAUAUCAUGCAUCAUUGGAUUCGACACUUUGAAUCAUGUAAGCAAGAUUGCCUUUCAAUCAAUGCCCACAGCAGAAGCUCUGUUAGCCAGCUGCUUGCACUUGUGGAACUGAAAUUAAAGGAAGUGAUCUCAAGAGAACCAACUCUUCUUGUCAUGGUUGUUGGAGUUCCGAAUGUCGGGAAAUCUGCUCUCAUAAAUUCUAUCCAUCGGAUCGCUACAUCUCGUUUUCCUGUGCAGGAGAAGGUUAAGCGAGCUACAGUAGGGCCAUUGCCUGGUGUCACUCAGGAUAUUGCAGGAUAUAAGAUUGCGAAUCAGCCUAGCAUAUAUGUUCUGGAUACACCAGGUGUUUUGGUGCCUAGCAUCCCAGAUAUGGAAACCGGUCUAAAGCUUGCUUUGACAGGGGCUGUCAAAGACUCGGUAGUUGGUGAAGAGCGUCUUGCCCAAUAUUUGUUGGCUAUUCUAAAUAGCCGCAAAACACCUUUACAUUGGGAACGCUUGGUCAAUGUGCGAACUGAAAGAUCCGGACACGAGUCCCAUGACAGUAACGAACCUAUAUUUAGCAAUUCACUUCCGAGGAGGAGGAGACAAUUGGAUAACUCUGAUGUAUUAUAUAUUGAGGAUCUCGCGAAGGAGGUCCAGAAGACGUUGUACCUAACCUUUAAAGACUUCGAGGGCAACAAAGAGGAGGAGAGUGAACUAGAAAGUCUCAUUGACAUGCAGCUCAUGGCUCUUCGGAAAGCUUUUCGGAUACUGCACAAGGCAUCUGAUGAAGCUCGCACGAUGGUGUCGAAGAAGCUCUUGACUCUGUUUAGAAUCGGAAAGCUGGGCCCUUUCAUUCUCGACAGUAUCCCAAAUUCUCCGUAAACAAUCUAUGUAAGCAUUAGUGUAAUAUCUGUAUUGGUCUGGCGACAUUUCUUUUGUCUUAAUACGUUCUUGCGAACAAAAAAUAAUAGAAAAUAGAACAAAAGAAAACGAAUCUUACAAGCUAGUAAUAACUGUAGUAUAUUUCGGUUGAUGGAUGUAAUGUGUAAUACUAUAUUAUCCUGCCAUCAAUGUGCAGUUUUGAUCAUUCGAAAUUGGAGAUACAAUUUGAGUUUGUUUUC